CCGCCCACUCUGCGUGUCACGUCAUCAUCCAGCGCCCCCCUCAGGACGUGCAAGAAGCGACGGCGCAGGGCGGUGCGGCGCAGCUCCGGCUCCCCUUUUCCCCUUGCUGGGCGAGAGGUGUCUAUGGGGCACCCGCUGCCGCCGCCGCUACCGCGACCGCCACCGCCGCCGGGUGCUGUCUCUAUGGCGAGGAGGAGGAGGAGGAGCGCGAGCUCAGCGACACAAGUUCACAAAUAAAGGAUAAAGUAUUUUAUGAAACAAAUCUUCAAUCAAGUAUAACAUUUUGAUGCUUGGCGUCUAGACCCCCUGUGUCCUCACUAUGCCAGCAGCAACUGUAGAUCAUAGCCAAAGAAUCUGUGAAGUUUGGGCUUGCAACUUGGAUGAAGAGAUGAAGAAAAUUCGUCAAGUUAUCCGAAAAUAUAAUUACGUUGCGAUGGACACGGAGUUUCCAGGUGUGGUUGCAAGGCCCAUUGGCGAGUUCAGGAGCAACGCCGACUAUCAGUACCAGCUAUUGCGGUGUAAUGUAGACUUGUUAAAGAUAAUUCAGCUAGGACUGACAUUCAUGAAUGAGCAAGGAGAAUACCCUCCAGGAACUUCAACGUGGCAGUUUAAUUUUAAAUUUAAUUUGACGGAGGACAUGUAUGCCCAAGACUCUAUAGAGCUGCUGACAACAUCCGGUAUCCAGUUUAAAAAGCACGAGGAGGAAGGAAUUGAGACCCAGUACUUUGCAGAACUCCUCAUGACGUCGGGAGUGGUCCUCUGUGAAGGGGUCAAGUGGUUGUCAUUUCAUAGUGGUUAUGACUUUGGCUAUUUAAUAAAAAUCCUGACCAACUCUAACUUGCCUGAAGAAGAACUUGACUUCUUUGAGAUCCUUCGGUUGUUUUUUCCUGUGAUUUAUGAUGUGAAGUACCUCAUGAAGAGCUGCAAAAAUCUCAAAGGUGGGUUACAGGAGGUUGCUGAGCAGCUGGAGCUGGAACGGAUAGGACCGCAGCAUCAGGCGGGAUCGGAUUCACUGCUCACAGGAAUGGCUUUUUUCAAAAUGAGAGAAAUGUUCUUUGAAGAUCACAUUGAUGAUGCCAAAUACUGUGGUCACUUGUAUGGCCUUGGUUCUGGUUCCUCCUAUGUGCAGAACGGCACUGGGAAUGCCUACGAAGAGGAAGCCCACACGCAGUCAUGACACGGACUAGCCCUUCUGUUUGGAUUUUAUUUUACUUGAGCUUCACACAUGCUUGUAUAUAGGUUUUAUCUCUGGUUGAACCCCUCAGACAAGAGACAGUACCUUAAUUUUCCCUUCCGUAGCCCGUUUCAUUUUCUGCCUUUCAGUACUCAGUAUGACCUUUCCUAUCUCAGAUCUGAAUAAAUAGAAGAGCAUUCAGGCUGAUGUGGCCCUGCCUUAAUACACUUGGUAGCAAGCGUGUGUGACAGAAAGUGGGGAAAGCUCCGUCGUAUUGACUAUUUCGAUAAACUUGACUGACUUGGGCUUGGUUUGUUUUCCCCUCUCCUAAAUUAACUAGCACUGACUGUAAUUUAUUUCCCUGUUCCGUAUCUCUCCCUGCCAUCCUACAGGAGUUUUAGCUGUUGGAGAUUGUGGACCAUCAAUUUUGCACUUUAGAGAGUGACUCUGACUCACAUCCUCUGUUUUAUCAGAAAUUUCGGUUUCCCUUGCUCUUAGCUGGAAAAAAAUGACCAUCUGCCCACUUCACACAGUAUUUACUUGUUUUUGUCCCACGGAAUAUAGCACAUUCAUUGUGCAAACUGUUGAUCCAUCAAGACUAACAAAAAAGACAAAAGAAACUACUGAGGAACUUAGUAACUGCUGUUUCUGUGUGUAGUGUUGACUCUUGCACGCACACCUACCGUCUGUCAGUUUCUCCUUGGCAUGUGUAGGCUGCUCUGUGACUGAAGACUUUUCAAACCAGCUUUACACCCUUCAGGAAAAAUCCCUCGUGAUUGGAGUUUGAGUUCCUGCCAGGAAACUGGUAGCCAAGACGUUGAAGCCACGGUUAUUUUAUGAUAGCACACACCCCUUGAUCUGCCUCGUUUAUUCCAUCACUGUUUACCCUUAUUUUUUUAUUUUAUAGCCAUACUUAUGAUGCUCUUGAUUUGUUGAUUCCACAAAUCAAUUUCAUUAAAGUCCAAAGAUAGGAAGCCUUUAGGUAUCUUGUACCAAAUUAAAUUAGAAGACAAACAUUGUACUUUCCUGGUUGCUACAAAGAUAAAUAACGGUGAGAUUUGGUGCAAAACAACAAAAUACAAAGUAUAUAUAUAUAUAGAGAGAGAGAGAGAGCGCUAAUAAAAUUACCUGAGGAGUGUAAUGCUUGUUUAUUUUUUUUGUGUAUAUCUUUGCAAUCUAUUUUAUAUAUAUUGACAAAAGAGACUGUGAACUAUUUAGACAUGCAGAAAAUGUGACCAGACCAGAGCAUGUGUAGGAAGAUGUUUUGGUAGCCAUUAACUACCCUGAAAUGAUGGACUGCAGGCUGUGAUGUGUGUUCUCUACACCUCGAUCAGUAAUAUUAGCAGACCUCCAAAUGCCAGCCACAUUGGUUCGUUCCCCUUGUACAUUCUUGAGUCAUGAUAUUACAAUGCUGUAACUGGGUGGUCCUUUUUAAACAAAAUAUUAUUUGCAAAAUAGAGGGUAUUUGUUUUUAAAGUUUUUGUAAAUAAAGGCUUCAGAAAUGUUUUCUUAUA
Trichechus manatus latirostris (Florida manatee) is the source of this 2688-nucleotide messenger RNA. RefSeq names its product CCR4-NOT transcription complex subunit 7 (gene CNOT7). Gene Ontology annotation, cellular component: P-body; CCR4-NOT core complex; CCR4-NOT complex. Lineage: Eukaryota; Metazoa; Chordata; Mammalia; Sirenia; Trichechidae. The record is from RefSeq and is a predicted model, not a curated record. The transcript has 7 exons. The coding region runs from base 320 to 1177 and encodes 285 amino acids. Gene Ontology annotation, molecular function: nucleic acid binding; poly(A)-specific ribonuclease activity.